UUCGCCGUACGUACCGAUAUACGCGCGACGCUUGCAGUUGUGCGAUAUAUAUAUUUGCGAACAUACGCUUUUUCGUUUUGCCGUUCGUAAAAAAAUCGAUCGUUUAUUAAGAUGAUAAAAUUCCUCGGUGUUUCGAUGCAGCAUGCGAAAUGUGUGAAUUGGUUUUUUCGCUCUAAUAAUCGUAGUUCGAUCCUGUCGUUCGUCCGCGACUAAUUUAUUUUUUACUGUGCUCGUACUAAUAUUACUUAAUCGUAAUAUAAAAUCCAUAGUGAAAAAUGGAACAAGAUGAUAACCAAAAAUCAGAUAACAAACGCCGUCAAUCUCUAAGUAUUGACAAGGCUGCGUUUCUAUUGCUCCGAAUUAAGCGGGUGUUCAAAAAAAGAAGUCAAAGCCAACAAAUUGAAAAAAGAGAUAAAGAGGGACCACGUGGACAACAACCACCUCCGCUAUUGCGAUCAAGUACCUUGCCUGCCAUUAUUGUACCCGGCCUCAACAUUUUACAUGCUCAAAUUGGACCAAAUUCCACGCCAAACGGUAAUUUUGGUGCUAAGAAAUCUGUUAAGUCCUCGACAAACGUAUUCCGUUCUCCGUGCAUCAAAUUCUCUCCGGUUGCAUCGCCUAGCAAGUGUGGAAGGUCUAACAAACAACAAAACCAUAACGUAGCUAACCGCCGCCGAAGCAGUGACGAAAAAGAUACGCGAACUGUAUAUUUAAACGAGUAUGAUCAUAUUUUUUUCUCGAUUUGUUUUUAGUUUCCGACAUCACUUGUCCACCAGUGGUUUUAGUACAAUAUUAUUAAACGUUCUUACACGACAUUCGAGGUUUGAAGCCCACCUCGUGUUAUAAUAAGCUGUAAUUAUUUAGCUAUAUAUUUGCAGUACCCUCCCCCCACUCCUCAAAUGUAAUAUUUCUCAUAUAACGACACCCUCACUAAAUGAACUCGUACGAUACCAAAACUGAAGGUUUAUCACAUUUGGAAAAUAAAUGGAGUAUUGUAUUACUUAUAUAACGAAGAUAGUGGAAAACUCACUUUAUGUUGUGUAAGAUGUGUAUCCGAUUUAAUUAAAUAAACUAUAUUGAAUCUUCUAUAACUUCUAUAAUACUACGGAGUU
This is a messenger RNA of Myzus persicae (green peach aphid), 1112 nucleotides long. RefSeq lists its product as uncharacterized. The transcript has 4 exons. The coding region runs from base 276 to 752 and encodes 158 amino acids. Lineage: Eukaryota; Metazoa; Arthropoda; Insecta; Hemiptera; Aphididae. The record is from RefSeq and is a predicted model, not a curated record.